Phycodurus eques (leafy seadragon) is the source of this 4361-nucleotide messenger RNA. RefSeq names its product trafficking protein particle complex subunit 10 (gene trappc10). Gene Ontology annotation, cellular component: TRAPPII protein complex. The transcript is spliced from 24 exons. Gene Ontology annotation, biological process: early endosome to Golgi transport; intra-Golgi vesicle-mediated transport. NCBI's taxonomy places the organism in Eukaryota, Metazoa, Chordata, Actinopteri, Syngnathiformes, Syngnathidae. The coding region runs from base 126 to 3983 and encodes 1285 amino acids. The record is from RefSeq and is a predicted model, not a curated record.
UCCUUGGCUGACAGACUGACUACAACAGCCCAAAAUAAUCAGCAUCCCUUCCUGUUGCUACUUCCUAGCCGCUCAAGAAGCUGCCUUUUCAUGGCGUGCCGCCGCCGCCGCCACCGCUAACGCACAUGGACAGUCCACAAGAGCAGCCCGUCAUCUACACUAUGGAGAACAAACCCAUUGUGACAUGUGCUGGGGACCAGGCCUUGUUCACGUCUCUCUACGCCUCACUGGCCCAGCAGCUCCCCAGGGAGCCCAUGGAGUGGAGGAGGACGUAUGGGCGUGCUCCUAAGAUGAUCCACCUUGAGGCCAACUUUGUCCAGUUCAAGGAGGAGCUGCUUCCCAAGGACGGCACCAAGGCCUUGCUCACCUUCCCUUUCCUACACAUCUACUGGACCGACUGCUGUGACACAGAGGCGUACCGAAGCUCAGUGAAAGAGGACAUGAGCCGCUGGCAGAGCAGCCUGCGAAGUCACUGCUCGGCUGACUGGCUCAUCAUUGUGGUGGAUAGCAGCGACACGCGCAAGAAGAACAAAACCAACAUCCUGCCCAGAUCGUCCAUUGUCGACAAGAUACGCAGUGACUUCUGCAACAAGCAGAAUGACAGGUGUGUGGUGCUGUCUGAGCCGCUGAAGGACUCAUCGCGCUCUCAGGAGUCGUGGAAUUCAUUGCUGCUCAAGCUGCGGACACUCCUUCUCAUGUCGUUCACCAAGAACCUGGGACGCUUCGAGGACGACAUGCGCACCCUCAGGGAGAAACGCACGCAGCCCGGAUGGAGCUUCUGCCAGUACUUCAUGGUCCAGGAGGAGCUGGCGUUCGUGUUCGAGAUGUUGCAGCAGUUCGAAGACGCGUUGGUGCAGUACGACGAGCUGGACGCGCUCUUUACGCAGUACGUCCUCAACUUUGGAGCUGGAGACACGGCCAAAUGGUUGGGCUCGUUCUGCUCUCCGGUGCUCAACUGGAGCGGUCUGCUGCUGCGGCGUCCGAUCGACAUGGAGAAGCGCGACUGCAUCCAGCGCAGCGCCGCCAGCCUGCUGGACCUGCGCAGUUACCUGUUCUCCAGGCAGUGCACGCUGCUGAUCUUCCUGCAGAGACCCUGGGAGGUCACUCACAGGGCCCUGGAGCUGCUGCACAACUGCGUUCAGGAGCUGCGCCUGCUUGAGGUGUCGGUGCUGGAGGGGGCGCUGGACUGCUGGGUGUUCCUCAGCUGCCUGGAAGUUUUGCACCGGAUCGAGAGCUGCUGUGAUCAGGCCCAGUUGGCCGCCAACAGCUCGCACACUGUGGGACUGUGGGCCUACGCCACCGACAAGCUGAAGUCUCUGGGUCAACUGUGCGGUCUGGUGUCCCGCAAAGGUCCAACCUCAGAGGACUUAAACAGGACGGUGGACCUGCUGGCCGGACUGGGGGAUGAGCGGCCAGAGACAGUGAGCAGUCUGCAGAGUCCCUACAAGAAGCUGAAAGAAGCUUUGUCAUCUGUGGAAGCUUUUGAAAGACAUUACUUGGAACUGUGUCAGGCAGCAAUGGAGAUGUACCGGGCCAUCGGGAGACUGCGCUCGGCCCGACUGCUCGGAAAAAGCUUGGCAGAAUUUUACAUGAGCAAAGGUGAGUCGGAGCAAGCUGAAGUGUUCCUUGCGGAGGCUUUGCGUUCGUACGUUAAUGAGGGCUGGAGUUUUCCAGUCACGCACACCAGGAAACAGAUUGCCGAGUGUCAGAAGCUGCUAGGAAAAAGCGUUGACACUCUGCAGACCAGCGCCUUGCUGGCGGGCGACGCCAACCUCACUACGGAAGAGAGGACGCGGUUCUGCCGUGACGUCCUCAACUUUGCCUCCGAGCCUGCAGAUCAGGGGCUGGCGUCCUCCACCAAGGCCACGCUGGACAUGGCCGUCUUCGCACAGCUCAAGCGGCUUCAGUUUCAUCCGGACGGCCCCUGCGUGCACUCGGGUGCUCCCCUGCAGGUGGAGCUGACGCUGCACUGCCUGAUGCCCAUUAGUGUGCACGUGGAGGAGCUGGCCAUCAGCAUUCACGUGGACGCUGAGCAUGCCUCCAAGGGGUGCGCCCAGAGGCGCGGCGGGCUCCCUGGGACGGUGGACCUGGAGGUGGCCGUGUCCCCAGCGGGGCGUCUCUCCUUUGUGAGCACCAGCCCCCCACUGGAUAUGGACGAGGCACACGACCGCAGCCCCUCGGACGAUUCCCUCAGCUCGGCGGGCGUGGUAUGCAAGAACGCUCACCUGGUCAUACGGCGCCACGACAGUGACUCGCCUCAGGAUGCGCCCCGCCCCAUCGGCCAGAAUGCCCACGGCACCACCACCACACCCACGCUUCCUGUGACCCUGAAGGAGGGGGCGCGGAUGCUGAGAGGAUGCGACAUCACACUGGAGCCCGGAGACAACAGUGUCAUCCUCACCGCGCCUCGCGACGAAUCGGGCACGUACACGUUGCGGCAGAUUCGCGUCACGUUGGCCCACGUCAACUUCGUCCUGGCCCACAUCUACCCGGCAGUUCAGUACCACGUCUACUCUCAGGAACCGCAGCUCACCGUGGAGCCGCUCUCAGAGCCGCUGUUGGCCGGCCUUCCGCAGAUGGUCAAGUUCACCCUGCUGACAGGCCACUACGCUGUGAGGAAGGGCGAUGCCCUACAGCUCAGUAACAGUGAUGGCAUGCCCAUGUUGGCUAAUGCCAUCUGCACCGCACGUAUCAGCAACACCAGCGCAGCAUCAGUCUCGGAGAGCGUGCUGGCCAUCCAGUCGUCCGACAAGGUGACCAGCAUCAGCCUGCCUCCCACCCCUCCAUACCACAGCCUGGAGUUCCAUCUGGAGGUCCUGUGCCUCAUUCCAUCCGGACCGGAGCGGCCCGCCGACGAAAGGCUGACCAACGGCGAGGUCCGACACUGGCCGCGCAGUUAUAGCCACCCUGACAAGGCCAUGACUGCCAUCGAUCAGAGGAUGUCCAUCGACUGUCCGUGGUCCAUCUACUCCACCCUGCUGGCGCUCACUUUCCAUAUCCCCUUCAGGACGGAGCACUCGCUACUGUCCACAGGAAACAGGAAGUUCAUCCAGGUGUGCGUGCGCAACGUGUCAGAUUCUGACUUCACGCUGGCCCACGUCAAACUGGCGGAGAAACGACAGCAGCAUCCAGAACAGGAUCAGCAGCAGAGAGCCUCGUUAGUGAUGCGAUCCCUCAACACCAGCGCGCAGCAGUUGUUGUGCAGCAAGCAGAGUGUGUACUGCUUGUGGGAGGUGACGUGCAAGGAGGAUUUCCCGUCCAGUCUUCAGUGCGUCUUCUCCGCUAACUUCUCUCCACGCGGGCGCCGCCACGAUGCCACCGCCUUCAAGCUCUUCCACUACCACUUCCUGUUGGACAGAGUGCCCACCUUGUACAGCGUGCGAGCGGACAUCGUUCCUCCGGCGGGUGAGCGUCACUGUCGCUCUGGCGCUCUCUGUGGUCUGGAGGUGCUCAUUACACGACUGUCCGAGCUCGUAGACGGUGAGCUGACCGAAGACAACAAAAUGGACGCCGACAGCCUCAGGAUCAGCAAGCUCAUGUAUGAAGUGGCAGACAGCAGCAGCAACUGGGCAGUGUGCGGUAAGAGUUCGGGCCUGGUGUCGAUGCCGUUGUCCAACAGUUCGGCACACAAAGUCCAUAUCGAGGUCAUGCCGCUGUUUGCCGGCCAUCUUCCGUUCCCCAAGAUCAAGGUCCUCAAGUAUCUUCCUCACAACGCCAACACCAUACAACCGGACGCCGACAGCCUGGUGGAGAACGACAGCCUUUCUCUCCUGGACAAGGCUUUGGAUGACGCGACGGCAGACACGGUCAGCGUGCGCAGUCGAGGCAGCAUCCAAUCGCUGGGCGAGCAGCAGCACAGGGGUGUCGCCCUGCCCCGCCUGGACCCCUUCAGUCUGGGCCAGGUCUUCAACCACAGCCACGCUCAGCAAGUCCUGGUCCUGCCCACUGCCGACGACCACAUCAUGGAGGUCCACGCCACGUGACCACCCCCCGACACUCCCUGGAGCCUCCCUGACUCCCCAGGGUAUGAACUCUCCACAGGCCAAUCACAUGACUCCAUAGGAAAUAAAGACAUUGUACAAACAUGCAUACAGUACACAUACAUACAAAUAAGUAAAGUGGCCCGAACCAUUGUGUAUGUGUGUGUGUGGGUGCGCGUGUGUGUGCGUGCGGGAGUGUGUGCGUUGCCUCGCGGUCCUCAGCAGGCCGUAAGAUGAGGACAGUACAUUGAGUUGAUGUGCUUAUGCUAAUUGUUUGUCCUACAGCAAACACACAGGCAUGUGUAUAUUGUAAAUGUUAAAAAAAAAAACCUAUUUGAUUAACACUCAUUAUUAUUAUUAAUAAAAUUCUCAAUUACUUGA